Molecule: messenger RNA, 510 nt
Organism: Seminavis robusta
Lineage: Eukaryota; Bacillariophyta; Bacillariophyceae; Naviculales; Naviculaceae
Source: the annotation of a GenBank genome assembly
AUGAAAGCUUUUACUGGAGUUAGCCGGUUGGUGUUGCUUGGAUUCUUUGGAUCUCAUAUCAUCUUUACACUGUGUUUGGAUUGUCAAGCUGUUCUACCUGAAUCUCUGUUUCCUCAGGCGUUGAUUGAUUUGGGCAAAUACGAAGUGGAGACCUUCAAUGAUCCCCUUAUGGGCAACGCCCGCAAUCUUCUGUGGUUCCAAUCCAUGGUCUGCCUGGAACUGCUAUUCCAACUGCCAUACUUUUUUGCAGCGUUGUACUACAUUGGAGACGCUUCCGCCACGAGCUAUCCAGACGGUUUUCGGGCGGCUUGCAUUGCCUACGGGGCUCAUACCAGCACAACUCUCAUCCCCAUUCUCUCCACCUUUUGGGCAGCAGACUACAACGGGACCACGCAGGAACGAGUGUCCUUGACCGCCAUGUACUUUCCUUAUCUCGCAAUUCCCGCGUGGCUGUUGUGGACUGCAGCCACGGAUAGCAGCGGAGCAAAGACAGGACAAAAGUCAGACUGA